Molecule: messenger RNA, 1337 nt
Organism: Hypoxylon fragiforme
Lineage: Eukaryota; Fungi; Ascomycota; Sordariomycetes; Xylariales; Hypoxylaceae
Product: Glyoxalase/Bleomycin resistance protein/Dihydroxybiphenyl dioxygenase
Exons: 1
Coding region: 494-1129 (211 amino acids)
Source: RefSeq, a predicted model, not a curated record
GAUACUUAGUUAGGCGCGAGUCGGAAGAAGGAAAAAAGAAAUUUGGUCUGCGAAAAGGCUGCGAUACUUACACACGGGAUGUGGAGUAGGUAGCAUCGGCUGGCAAGGAAUUGUUUUGAGAUACGGUAGGUACCUGUUAUCGAAGAUGCUGCUUGCCUAUCUCGCGGGUCGGGGUAGCGAGCAGAGUCCGACCAAUAAGUUUAUCUCCAUUUGGCGACUAUAACCGAACACAGCAGAGGCAACAAAAACGGUAACCGGCCACAUGAGUUACCUGCUUACCAACCAGGCGAUCAAUAAACAAGUGGUUAUGUGAUUGGAUUGGGCUGCGUAUUCGGCGUUAAGCAUCAUGUACGUGUAAGACAAGAUGAACAAGUCCUUAUAUAAGCGCGUGCAUAUGAGGGGGACCAGAGAGUCCCAGCCGCCAGGUUCCAAGUCUUCCAAGGUUCACAGUACCUAUCUCAAUCCUUUUCACCCAAGUUGAAAGCGAGGCAAAAUGUUUGACGCAGACCUAAAUGGAAAAGUCAUCUCGCCCUCGCGAAUGGCACACGUUGUGCUGCGGACGGCCCAAUUCAAGCCCAUGAUAGAGUUCUACAAGGCCGUUCUCGGGGCACACGUCGUGAUGGAGACGUCGGCCAUGGCCUUCCUCACCUACGACGACGAGCACCACCGCAUCGCCAUCAUCGCCAUCCCGGGGUGCGGCGCCACCGUGCCCAACACCGCCGGGCUAGAGCACAUCGCCUUCACGUACGACACGCUCGAGGACCUGCUGACCGCGUACCUGCAGCGAAAAGCGCGGGGGAUCCUGCCGAUCUGGUCCGUGAACCACGGGCCCACGAUGUCGCUGUACUACCAGGACCCCGACCGCAACAAGAUCGAGACGCAGGUGGACAUCUUCGACACCCCCGAGGAGGCAACCAAGAUUCUGACGAGCCCGGAGCUCCAAGACAACCCGUUCGGCGUCGACUUCGACCCGGAUGAUCUGAUCCGGCGGCUGAAGAAUGGCGAGCCCGAGGCCGAGCUGAUGAAGCUAGUGCACAUUGGUACUCGGGGCUUUGACUCUGUGCCGCUCGUCAAUACGCCGGCGCCCUUCGUCAAGGAUAGCUAUGAACCGAUUGAUACCGCUGCGUGACGUACGGGUGUGGAUAAGCAGGUUAAAUAAAGAGGCGGUUCGGAAAGUUUGCAAUACUUGCCUCCUAGUACCCAUGCAACAGAGUAGGGAGUGAAGUGCUCAUUACCCCUAUUGCGCAACCUCCGUGCAGUUUCCUAGGUACUCAACAUAGCCUAGGUACCUAACAUAAUAAAAGCAUCUUCCCUUCACCUAAGUAGGUACCUAGGUU